Opisthorchis viverrini is the source of this 513-nucleotide messenger RNA. RefSeq lists its product as hypothetical. The transcript is spliced from 3 exons. The record is from RefSeq and is a predicted model, not a curated record. Bases 1 to 513 code for a protein of 170 amino acids. Lineage: Eukaryota; Metazoa; Platyhelminthes; Trematoda; Opisthorchiida; Opisthorchiidae.
AUGGAUAAGAAACGUGAACACUACAAGGAAAGUGUAUACGAAAACUCGGUGUUUGACUACCACCACUGUCUCCGAAGUAGUGUUUGGGACUGGAGGGAACAUCAGACUAGCAAUACGCCAGAUGGUUUUGGGAAAAGGCUCGGGCAACCUGGCAGCAUCCCAGAUCUCGUGCUUACUUCGAGUGGCAUGGCAGUUAGACACCAAGAGGGUGCCACAGUGUCUCUUGAUAUGCCGAAUUUAGCGGAAAAUCCCGCCAAAUACCAGUACAAACCCCAUACGACUGUAGAAAAAGAAGCUCGACAAAACUGGAACGAGCGAUUAAACAGAAAAUUAUCGACGUAUGUUGCCUACGAAACACGCAUACAGGACCCCAGUUCGGUCACACAUUUCAAGUCGCUCGAUACGAACCCAGGUUUCUCGCACUUCACUCUUCUGAUGCCUGGUUAUCAUGAUGCAAUAGCUCGUGCUACCACCUAUGGCGUGGAAGUUGUGCUUAGUUCCAGGAUUGAAUGA